Messenger RNA from Spizellomyces punctatus DAOM BR117, 465 nucleotides. RefSeq names its product response regulator receiver domain-containing protein. Lineage: Eukaryota; Fungi; Chytridiomycota; Chytridiomycetes; Spizellomycetales; Spizellomycetaceae. The transcript is spliced from 3 exons. The coding region runs from base 1 to 465 and encodes 154 amino acids. The record is from RefSeq and is a predicted model, not a curated record.
AUGGCCUUUGCACGUUCCACGCUGAAGGCAUACAGGUGCCUUUCGACCGCUUCCAAAAAAUUAGUUCCACCGUUCACAGCUGAGACUGCGGUAGCGAAAGUGAAACUUGCUGAAGACUUGUGGAAUUCAAGGGAUCCCAAUCUAGUGGCCCUCGCCUAUACCCCUGACUCAGUUUGGCGCAACCGGGCCGAGUUCCUCAAAGGACGUGAUGAAAUCGUUCAGUUUCUAAAGAGAAAAUGGGCCAAAGAACAAGGAUACAAAUUACGGAAAGAGUUGUUCUGCUUUCAGGAUAAUAAAAUUGCAGUUCAGUUCUGGUAUGAAUACCACGACGAGAAUAAACAGUGGUACCGAGCACAUGGUCUUGAACACUGGACAUUUAACGAGGACGGAUUGAUGAGAGAACGGCGAUCAAGUAUCAACGAUUUACCGAUUUCCGAUGCAGAGCGAUGGUUCAAAGGGAAAUGA